UGUAUUACCACUAAGUUUAUGUUUCAAACCACCUUAUAUUUCUUAAAAAAAUUAAAGUAUGACUGAAAUGCAAUACUAUAUCCAACUUCUUUUUGUUUUAGUAAUAUCCAUCAUUGCAAUUCAAACCCUACUUAUUAGAAAGAAGAACAGGAAACAUCUUACUCCACCAAGCCCUCUUGCUUUACCUAUCAUUGGACACUUACACCUUUUGUCUAAGUUACCAGCUCACCAAAAUUUUCACAAGCUUUCAAUGCAAUAUGGACCCAUAAUGAAAAUUUCCCUAGGUUCUAUCCCCUCAAUAGUAAUUUCCAGUCCAGAAAUGACAAAGGAGUUUCUUAAAACUCAUGAAACUUCCUUCUCUAAUCGCUUAAUAAAUGGUGUCGUUCGCUACUUAUCAUAUGGCGCAAACGAUUUUAUGUUUGCACCUUAUGGUGACUACUGGAAGUUCAUGAAAAAGAUAUGCAUGUCCGAGCUUCUUGGUGGAAGAACUCUUGAUCAAUUUCGUCCAUUGAGGCAACAAGAGACUUUGAGGCUUCUUAAUGUUUUGAAGAAGAAUGGGGAAACCGGUGAGGCGGUUGAUGUUGGUGCAGAGCUCUUGCGUCUAACAAAUAGAAUUAUGACAAGGACGACAAUAACUAAAACUUGUUGCGAAAAUGGUUUUGAUGUGGAAGACAUUAGGAAGUUGGUUAAAGAUUGUUCAGAACUUGGAGGGCAGUUUAAUUUGUCGGAUUUUAUUUGGUUUUUUAAGAAUUGGGAUUUGCAAGGAUUUAACAAAAGGCUAAAAGAGCUUAUGAACAUGUUCGACACAAUGAUUGAGAGUGUCAUAAGGGAGCAUCAAGAGGAAAUGAAGAAAAGAAAGGAAAAUGGCGAAGGUGCUCAUGUUAAGGAUUUGCUUGAUAUUUUGUUGGAAAUUCAUGAAGAUGAGAGCAGUGAAAUAAAAUUGACCAGAAAGAAUGUCAAGGCUUUCAUCUUUGACAUGUUUUUAUCAGGAACAGACACAUCUUCUACAACAAUCGAAUGGGCUCUAGCCGAGUUAAUAAACAAUCCACAUAUAAUGCAGAAAGCAAGACAAGAGAUUGAUUCACUAACAGGAAAGAGUAGAUUAAUACAAGAGUCCGAUCUUCCCAAUCUUCCGUAUUUACGAGCUAUACUCAAAGAAACACUAAGACUUCACCCUACAAUACCAACAAUGGUGAGAGAAUCAUCUGAGAGAUGUAAUGUUAGUGGUUUUGAUAUACCAGCUAAGACUAUUUUAUAUGUUAAUUUUUGGUCAAUGAAUAGGAACCCUAAACUAUGGGAAAAUCCACUUGAGUUUAAACCAGAGAGGUUUAUGAGUGAAGGGAAUAAGUUUGAUCUAAGGGGACAAAAUUUCCAAUUUAUACCAUUUGGAUUUGGAAGAAGAGCUUGUCCUGGUACCUCAUUCGCGCUUCAAGUUGUUCCAACAAAUCUUGCUGCUAUUAUUCAGUGUUUUGAAUUGAAGGUUGGUGGUAAUGGAACAGUUAGCAUGGAAGAGAAAGCUUCGACGACCCUUCCAAGGGCUCAUCCUUUGAUGUGUGUCCCUAUUCCUCGCUUUAAUUUCUUCUCUUUUGCCAAAUAGACCAUAUUUGCAUGUUUGGAUUUACGGUAAGUAUGAUGAAAUCAUGGUGUCAUUGUGAUUAUAUUGAAGCUCUAAAAUGUUACUUUUGUCAAAAUUAUGGUAGUCCACCAUGAUUUAACCAAACUUAUCAUGGAUCCAAACAUGCACUGUGGAUAUAUAAUGGUAUCAUAUAUGGCUUUGGAAGUAAUUAUCAUAUUGAUCUAUAUUACAGGAGGGUAAAGCACCAUUAACCCUUGAUUUAAUAAGUGUGCUCUUUUGAAGGUAAUCUUGCAAACGUACUAUAUAUUUGUUCUUAGGUUUCCUAAUAAAUCGAUAAAUGGUACUGACAUAUAUGUACCCUUGCCAUUGUUCCA
Medicago truncatula (barrel medic) is the source of this 1950-nucleotide messenger RNA. Its product is annotated as 3,9-dihydroxypterocarpan 6A-monooxygenase. The transcript is spliced from 2 exons. The coding region runs from base 59 to 1597 and encodes 512 amino acids. The record is from RefSeq and is a predicted model, not a curated record. NCBI's taxonomy places the organism in Eukaryota, Viridiplantae, Streptophyta, Magnoliopsida, Fabales, Fabaceae. Gene Ontology annotation, molecular function: monooxygenase activity; heme binding; oxidoreductase activity, acting on paired donors, with incorporation or reduction of molecular oxygen.